This is a messenger RNA of Pipistrellus nathusii (Nathusius's pipistrelle), 1590 nucleotides long. The record is from the annotation of a GenBank genome assembly. NCBI's taxonomy places the organism in Eukaryota, Metazoa, Chordata, Mammalia, Chiroptera, Vespertilionidae.
AUGGCAGGCGCCAAACUCUGGCUCUCGCUGCUGCUGGCGGCAGCGUUCGCUGGGCCGGCCGCAGCCUUGUGGCCUUGGCCCCAGUACAUCCAGACCUCCGACUGGCACUACACCAUCUCCCCGCACAGCUUCCAAUUCAAGUACCACGUCAGAUCGGCCGCGCAGUCGGGCUGUUCCGUCCUCGAUGAGGCUUUCCAGCGCUACCGUGAUCUGCUCUUCGGUUCCGAGUCUUGGCAACGUCCUGCACUCACAGGAGAACAGCAUACUUUGGAGAAAGAUUCUCUGGUUAUCCUUGUGGUCACUCCUGGAUGUGACCAGCUUCCUUCUUUGGAAUCAGUGGAGAAUUACACCCUGACCAUAAACAAUGAGCAGUGUUUCCUUCUGUCUGAGACCGUCUGGGGAGCUCUUCGAGGUCUGGAGACUUUUAGCCAGCUUGUUUGGAGAUCUCCUGAAGGCACGUUCUUUAUCAACAAGACGGAGAUUGAGGACUUUCCUCGCUUCCCUCACCGAGGCUUGUUGUUGGAUACAUCUCGGCACUAUCUCCCACUGCAUAGCAUCCUGGACACUCUGGAUGGCAUGGCAUACAACAAAUUCAAUGUGUUCCACUGGCAUCUGGUUGACGACUCUUCCUUUCCUUACGAGAGCUUCACUUUUCCAGAGCUCACCAGAAAGGGGUCCUAUAACCCUGCCACCCACAUCUAUACAGCACAGGAUGUGAAGGAAGUGAUUGAAUAUGCACGGCUUCGGGGGAUCCGUGUAUUGGCAGAAUUUGACACUCCUGGCCACACUCUUUCCUGGGGACGAGGUGUCUCAGGAUUAUUGACUCCUUGCUACUCUGGGUCUCAGCCCUCCGGUACCUUUGGACCAGUGAAUCCCAUUCUCAACAGUACCUAUGAGUUCAUGAACACAUUCUUCUUGGAGAUCAACUCUGUCUUCCCGGAUUUUUAUCUUCACCUUGGAGGAGAUGAGGUUGAUUUCGCCUGCUGGAAGUCUAACCCAGAUGUCCAGGCCUUUAUGAAGAAGAAAGGCUUUGGUAAUGACUUCAAACAGCUGGAGUCCUUCUACAUCCAGACGCUUCUUGACAUCGUCUCUGCCUAUGGCAAGGGCUACGUGGUGUGGCAGGAGGUGUUUGAUAAUAAAGUAAAGGUUUUGCCAGACACAAUCAUCCAGGUAUGGCGAGAAGAAGUACCAGUAAACUAUUUGAAGGAGCUGGCACUGAUCACCAAAGCCGGGUUCCGGGCUCUGCUUUCUGCCCCUUGGUACCUGAACCGCAUAAGUUAUGGUCCUGACUGGGAGGACUUUUACAGGGUGGAUCCCCUGUCAUUUGAAGGUGGUCCAGAGCAGAAGGCUCUGGUGAUUGGUGGAGAGGCCUGUAUGUGGGGAGAGUAUGUGGACAGCACAAACCUGGUUCCCAGGCUCUGGCCCAGAGCAGGGGCUGUUGCUGAAAGGCUGUGGAGCAACAAGGUAGUGACUGACCCGGACUUUGCCUUUAAACGUUUGGCACACUUCCGCUGUGAGCUGCUGAGACGAGGUGUUCAAGCCCAGCCCCUCAGUGUAGGCUACUGUGAACAGGAGUUUGAACAAACCUGA